This is a messenger RNA of Lemur catta (Ring-tailed lemur), 3827 nucleotides long. It is a transcript of the gene TLR9, whose product is annotated as toll like receptor 9. Gene Ontology annotation, molecular function: protein binding; pattern recognition receptor activity. Bases 613 to 3702 code for a protein of 1029 amino acids. The record is from RefSeq and is a predicted model, not a curated record. Gene Ontology annotation, cellular component: plasma membrane. Gene Ontology annotation, biological process: canonical NF-kappaB signal transduction; defense response to virus; positive regulation of interleukin-6 production. NCBI's taxonomy places the organism in Eukaryota, Metazoa, Chordata, Mammalia, Primates, Lemuridae. The transcript is spliced from 2 exons.
GGAGGUCCUGUUCCGGGAAGAGGUUGCAAGGCUGUGGUGAAGGCAGGUGCAGCCCCAGCCUCCACUAGAGCUGUCCCCUGCCCCUGCACUCGAGGGCCCCCCCCCACACUGGGGAUGGCACUGCAGAGGCAGGAAAGGACGGGUGGGGGAGCCACUGUCCUGAGAGUGCCGGCCACGGGCAGGGGCUGAGGCAUGAGGGUGAAGAGUCUUCUUGGGACUGGGGAGGGCCUGGCAGGUGUGUCCCAGUCUCUCACUGCCCUUAGGCUGGGCUCUGGGCCUUAGUUCCUCCCCGGACUUCCCAGAGGACAGGUGUGAGGCCCUGGCGGGAUGCAGGCUGUCUGGGAGGGGAGUGGAAAGAGGAAGGGGUGAAGGGACUGUCUGCCACCUGACUAUGCAAAUGGCCUCUGACUCAUGGGACCCUGGCCCCCUCACCAUGGGCAGGAGUUGGUGGGGAGCCACUAGGCUGUUUCAAAAUUCUCACUUCCUCUGUUGUCUGAGUUGCUGCGGCCCCAGAGGGAAGGGACCCAGAGUGCUCCGAGUGCGAAGCAUCCUUCCCUGCAGCUGCUGCUCGGCCUGCCAGCCAGACCCCCUGGAGCAGACCCUACUCCCGUCAUGGGUUCCUGCCGUGGUGCCCUGCACCCCCUGUCUCUGCUGGUGCAGGCCGAGGCCCUGGCUGUGGCCCUAGCUCUGGGUACCCUGCCUGCCUUCCUCCCCUGUGAGCUCCAGCCCCGUGGCCAGGUGAACUGCAACUGGCUCUUCCUGAAAUCUGUGCCCCACUUCUCCGCGGCAGCACCCCGUGGCAACGUCACCAGCCUUUCCUUGUCCUCCAACCGCAUCCACCACCUCCGUGACUCUGACUUUGCCCACCUGUCCAGCCUGCGGCGUCUCAAUCUCAAGUGGAACUGCCCGCCGGUCAGCCUCAGCCCGAUGCACUUCCCCUGCCACAUGACCAUCGAGCCCCACACCUUCCUGGCUGUGCCCACCCUGGAGGAGCUGAACUUGAGCUACAACAGCAUCACCUCCGUGCCUGCCCUGCCCAAAUCCCUUGUGUACCUGUCCCUGAGCCGCACCAACAUCCUGGUGCUGGAUGUUACCAGCCUCUCGGGCCUGCACGCCCUGCGCUCCCUAUAUAUGGACGGCAACUGCUAUUACAAGAACCCCUGCAGGCAGGCACUGAAUGUGACCCCAGGCGCCCUCCUUGGCCUGCGCAACCUCACUCACCUGUCGCUCAAGUACAACAACCUCACAGAGGUGCCCCGCAACCUGCCCCCCAGCCUUGAGUAUCUGCUGUUGUCCUACAACCGCAUUGUCAAAUUGGUGCCGGGGGACCUGGCCAAUUUGACUGCCCUGCGUGUGCUUGAUGUGGGCGGAAACUGUCGCCGCUGUGACCAUGCCCGCAAUCCCUGCAUGGAGUGCCCGCGUCACUUCCCCCAGCUACAUCCUGAUACUUUCAGCCACCUCAGCCAUCUUGAAGGCCUGGUGUUGAAGGACAGUUCUCUCUCCAGGCUUGACGUCAGAUGGUUCCGUGGUCUGGGCAACCUCAAAGUGCUGGACCUGAGUGAGAACUUCCUCUAUGACUGCAUCACCAAGACCAAGGCCUUCCAGGGUCUGGCACAGCUGCGCAAGCUCAACCUGUCCUUCAAUUACCAAAAGAGAGUGUCCUUUGCCCACCUGCAGCUGGCAUCCUCCUUCGGGAGCCUGAUCUCACUGCAGGAGCUGGACAUGCAUGGCAUCUUCUUCCGCUUGCUCAAUGAGACCACGGUCCGGCCACUGGCCCAGCUGCCCAUGCUCCGGAUCCUGCGUCUGCAGAUGAACUUCAUCAACCAGGCCAACCUCAGCAUCUUUGGGGCCUUCCCUGGCCUGCGCUAUGUGGAUCUGUCCGACAACCGCAUUAGUGGAGCUGCAAAGCUGGCGGCCACCGUGGGGGAGGCGGAUGGCGGGGAGAAGGUCUGGCUGCAGCCUGGGGACCUUGCUGCAGGCCCACUGGACAUCCCCAGCUCUGAGGACUUCAUGCCCAACUGUAAGACCUUUAACUUCACCUUGGACCUCUCAAGGAACAACCUGGUGACGGUCCAGCCGGAGAUGUUUGCCCAGCUCUCUCACCUCCAGUGCCUUUGCCUGAGCCACAACAGCAUUUCACAGGCGGUCAACGGCUCUCAGUUCCUGCCGCUGACCAGGCUGCGGAUGCUGGACCUGUCUCAUAAUAAGCUGGACCUGUACCACGGGCGCUCGUUCACAGAACUACCACGCCUGGAGGCCCUGGACCUCAGCUACAACAGCCAGCCCUUCAGCAUGCAGGGCGUGGGCCACAACCUCAGCUUCGUGGCCCAGCUGCCCUCCCUGCGCUACCUCAGCCUGGCACACAACGACAUCCACAGCCGUGUGUCCCAGCAGCUCUGCAGCACCUCGCUGCGGGCACUGGACUUCAGCGGCAAUGCCCUGAGCCGUAUGUGGGCCGAGGGAGACCUCUACCUCCGCUUCUUCCAAGGCCUGAGAGGCCUGGUCCGGCUGGACUUGUCCCAGAAUCGCCUGCAUACCCUCUUGUCCUGCAACCUGUACAACCUCCCCAAGAGUCUGCAGCUGCUGCGUCUCCGUAACAAUCACCUGGCCUUUUUCAAGUGGAGCAGCCUCACCUUCCUGCCCAACCUGGAAGCCCUGGACCUGGCGGGAAACCAGCUGAAGGCCCUGACCAACGGCACCCUGCCUGCUGGCACUCGGCUGCGGAGGCUGGACCUCAGCGGCAACAACAUCGGCUUCGUGGCCACCGGCUUCUUUGUCCUGGCCGUGGAGCUGCGAGAGGUCAACCUCAGUGCCAACGCCCUCAAGACGGUGGAGCCCUCCUGGUUUGGACCCUUGGCAAGUUCCCUGAAAAUCCUGGAUGUGAGCGCCAACCCUCUGCACUGCGCCUGUGGGGCAGCCUUCGUGGACUUCCUGCUGGAGGUGCAGGCAGCCGUGCCUGGGCUGCCCAGCCGGGUGAAGUGUGGCAGUCCCGGCCAGCUCCAGGGCCGCAGCAUCUUCGCACAGGACCUGCGCCUCUGCCUGGACGAGACCCUCUCCUGGGACUGUUUUGGCCUCUCACUGCUGGCUGUGGCUCUGGGCCUGGCUGUGCCCGUGCUGCACCACCUUUGCGGCUGGGACCUCUGGUACUGCUUCCACCUGGGCCUGGCCCGGCUUCCCCGGUGGGGACGGUGGGGAGAGGACCCCCUGCCCUAUGAUGCCUUCGUGGUCUUUGACAAGGCGCAGAGUGCCGUGGCCGACUGGGUGUACAACGAGCUGCGGGGGCGGCUGGAGGAGCACCGUGGGCGCCGGGCACUCCGCCUGUGCCUGGAGGAGCGCGACUGGGUGCCGGGCAAGACACUGUUCGAGAACCUGUGGGCCUCGGUCUACGGCAGCCGCAAGACGCUGUUUGUGCUGGCCCACACGGACCGGGUCAGCGGCCUCCUGCGCGCCAGCUUCCUGCUGGCCCAGCAGCGCCUGCUGGAGGACCGCAAGGACGUCGUGGUGCUGGUGAUCCUGGGCCCCGACGCCGGCCGCUCCCGCUACGUGCGGCUGCGCCAGCGCCUCUGCCGCCAGAGCGUCCUCCUCUGGCCCCACCAGCCCAGCGGUCAGGGCAGCUUCUGGGCCCAGCUGGGCGUGGCCCUGACCAGGGACAACCGCCACUUUUAUAACCGGAACUUCUGCCGCGGACCCACGGCCGAAUAGCCCUGAGCCGCGGUGCCGCCCGGCCCCCUCCACGCUCGCCCCCCUCUCCUGCCUCGCCUGUGCCCCCACCGGCCCCCCAGCCCGACCUGGAAUAGAGCAGGUACUCAAUAAAUGCCACCGGAGGC